AUGAACACAGCCAAUCCAUGCUUACUCCAGUUGUUGGGCCAUGCGUUUGAACUUAAUUUAGAAAGUGCUGUGGGGCAAACAGAACGACCAAACAGAAAAUGUUUCUCCACUGAUGAGAACACGAAUAUGGCAGUGAACAUCGAUUCUUUCAAACAACUUACGACCCGAAUCUGUCUGCAGAAGCCCUCCUCUCCACGCUGGACGGAGUCACCAGGUGGACUGUACGAUACUGAAAUUGACCACAUCAUCGUCAGUAAAAGGUUUAGCCUGACGGAUGUCGCUGUUGUACCAAAGUUCUUUGCGGGAUCGGAUCAUCGCCGCCUACGAGGAAGACUCUCUUUCAUACGGACAAUCAUCGACUGGGAUCUCUUCGCUUCGCUAGUCGAAUUUUGGGAAGAUACCGCUAUGGACAACAUCGACGACGAAUAUGAUCGGCUCGUAGAGCAUCUUCACAACUGA
Molecule: messenger RNA, 459 nt
Organism: Necator americanus (New World hookworm)
Lineage: Eukaryota; Metazoa; Nematoda; Chromadorea; Rhabditida; Ancylostomatidae
Exons: 3
Coding region: 1-459 (152 amino acids)
Source: RefSeq, a predicted model, not a curated record